UUCAAAGAAAAACAACUUUACUUAGCGUAGAUUGGAUACUUUUUCCUGGACACUUUUUGUUGUUUAAAGGUUGUUUAAACUCCGAAACGUGUGUUGUUUGUCGACAUACUUAUGAGCGAAUGUAAUGUGAAGAUAUUAAAAUAUACUAGUAAUGAGUAUUUAAUCUCACAAUGCAUUACAUACAACAUCCCUUGUUUAGUGUUUAACCGCAUAAUUUUUUAUCCGGCCUCUGCACUACAAAGAAAAUAGUUUCACAGGUCUUUAAAGGAAAUGGUAAACGGAUGUCAAAGUUGAACUCAAUCUUUUAAACGAAACUGUUAUGUAGUUGUGAAGAGAAGCUUAACGUGGGCUUUAUGUAAUCACAACUUUAAGACAUUUCGCUGUGAGUGGUGUUAUGGAAGUUUGGAUUAGAGAGGCGAAUCUGCCGUCAUUUAAACCCAUUAGCAAGUAUUACAAUACAGAAACAAGAUGGCGUCAAUUGAGAACGGAAUCAUACCACUACGUCACGGAAGUUUACCAGGAAUCGUUAAAUUACCUAAACGAUACGAGAAUUUCGUGGAACGGAUGACACCUACUGGCAAGCGGAAGUCGUUGACUGCGCGUACGUCGAGUGAUACAAAUGGCGACCGCACGCAAGACGCGGUAUAUGCGAUUUUGUGGCUGAAGCAAGAAUUGAUACUGCUACGUCAACACGACGUCCUAUUGAAGCGUCAGUUCCGCGACAUCCAAGACACGAUCAAAGGUCUUCACAGAUCUCGGCGUUACAGAGGUCAUGAGAUCGCCUCAAACUCCAAUCUACAGUCCACGGAGAGUUCAGAGUUCGCCAUUGACAACUAUUCUGUCCGGUCAGCGUCCAGCGUGACGGCGCUUGAUCAGCCAGACACUGAAGAAGAUGAUGAACAUAGCGAGCUCGUGUUCAGACCGCGUACCUCUUCCAUGAAAACAACGCGUGAUCUCACGGCGCUUGCGCGACGUCGUGGAAGCAAGGAGAUGAUAUGAGUGAUUUUAAAUUUAAAACACUGUAAAUUGUUAUUUAAUAUUAGUAUAUAGGUUAAAAAUAUGUUUAAAACGACCCAUACAAUUGUAACGGCGCUUGAUCAUCCAGACACAGAAGAAGAUGAUGACCAUAGCGAGCACGUGUUCAGACCGCGUACGUCUUCCAUAAAGCAAUGCGUGAUCUCGCGGCGCUUGCGCGACGUCGUGGCAGCAAAGAGAUGAUAUGAGUAACUUGACCAUGAAUAUGAUUUUUGAUAUAGUUUUUCCAUAUUUAUUUCUGUAAGAAUGAACGAUUGUUACGAAAAGUGAGGCCCACAUGUUAAUGUACAAACUGAUAUUGUAGUAGUUGUAUAUUUUUAUUAAAGUGACGCAUAGAACAAAUAAAGUCAUUUAUAUAAAACCUUCGAUUAUUAUUUUUUUUACAAUAAUGUUGAUAUGAUGUGCAUACAGUUUGUCAUUUUAUAUUAUUUGAAUGAUUAUAAUUUUGUUUUAUAUUAUGUACACAUUUUUAAACAGUUGGUGUAUGUUUAAAUUUAAUUAUUUAUUAUUCAAAAUAAUUAAUGGCUAAUAUUGAUAGCAAUGACAGCAUGGUUUAUUGUACAAAACAUAACACCUAUAUGUACAUACAUAUUGUUCAGUAAAUAUUUGCACCAAGUGCAAUUAAAAUCAAAACGGUACACUUUAUAAUAAGGCAAUCGAACGACUUAAUCUAUUCUGUCUAUUUGAUUCACGUUUCCAUUGGUCUUACAUAGAAUCAAGCGGUGUGCCUGAUGUAUACUGCAUGCUAGAAUACACUGCCUCUUAAGUUUGAAAGGUCUGAGGGUUUAUGUAGUAAAGAAUUCCUGCCCGAUUAACGCUGAUCAAAGUUUGUUUCUGUAGAAAGAAAACUACUAGUGUUUGUUUUCAUGUAAAUUUAUUUCUGCAUUAAAUGUGUAAAUCAUU
Dreissena polymorpha is the source of this 1938-nucleotide messenger RNA. RefSeq lists its product as uncharacterized. The record is from RefSeq and is a predicted model, not a curated record. The coding region runs from base 469 to 999 and encodes 176 amino acids. The transcript has 3 exons. NCBI's taxonomy places the organism in Eukaryota, Metazoa, Mollusca, Bivalvia, Myida, Dreissenidae.